Messenger RNA from Notodromas monacha, 8391 nucleotides. The record is from the annotation of a GenBank genome assembly. Lineage: Eukaryota; Metazoa; Arthropoda; Ostracoda; Podocopida; Cyprididae.
AUGUCUGCUGAAGAAUCUGUGACUGCUCCGCAGUCGAAGUCUUGCGAUGGGGAUCCGAAUUUCGCAUCGAUCUGCAGUUUUCUUGAACAGUUCGGAGAGUUAUGCGAUUUCGAAUGUCCGUCGAUUCCGGAACUCACCGAAAUGCUCGAAAACACGAACAAAGUGUCUCCGAUUUUGAUGGACAUGCACAUUCGGCUUCUUCGUAAAGCGAAGAAGCACGUUCGUCCCGAAGCCUGGGAGAAAGCUGUGGUCAAGUUCGCGCAUUCCUACUCGCACAACGACGCAUGGGACAUUGAACGCUGCGGCUACAAAAAAGCAGCAUUGAGUGCAAAGCUGAACGUUCUCAGGAACCUCCUGGACUUGCAGUUCGACAGCAAUCCGAACAACGAAGACGAGAUUGUUCAGCUCUUGUCGGAUCUACGAGAGUUCAAGAUCCCCGAGAUAAAAGUCGACUCGGGUCAAACCUCCCCGGAAGAUACAAUGGACGUUCCGGAAGUUGUUGCCGCGUCGUCCCCUUUGGUACCGGAAGUGAAAAUCGAAGCGGAAAGUGAAUCGGCGGUGAAAACGGAAGCAGUUGCUGAACCAGAAUCUCCGGAAUCGUCGCCGCAGAAAUCCGGUGAAGUGAAUUACAAAGACAUCGCGUCGCUCAUUGGCUCGACAUCCUCGGGUGUCGAGAACAUCGCGGAAGUGACGAGCAACGUGACGUCGACCGUGUUCUCUGAAGUUUGCCUCUCUUCCGAGAAACAAGGCCAGAUUUCGUCGUGUCCCGUGUCGUGUUCCGAAGACACUCCGGACGUUGCAGUGGAAUCUCGUGAGAAGCCGGAAGUCAGCGUCUCGUCGAGCUCCCAUGAAGCAGAGAAAAAUCAAGUAUCUUCCGAGGUGGACUCUUCCGAAGCAGCAGUGCUCGACGCGGGAAGUGGUCAGAGUUCAGUCAAAGUUUCGUCAAGCAAAUCGCGCAAUUCGUCCUCGCAAAAUGACUCACCUGAACGACAGCCCGUGGCAAUAUCAGAGCCGGAUGUGGGAAACCUCCAAGAAUCUUCUGUGGCUUCAUCAGGAGCAGCUUCGAGUGUUAAAGAGGAUUCAUUAAAAAAUCCUGAAGCUUUGGUGGAAACGUCCGAAAAGGUUUCCGACGUACAAGAAAAUAUCCUGGAGGAUUCUUCCUUCGGUGUAGGCGAGUCUGUUGGAAGCGUCCGUUCUUCAGAUUUGAAUAAGAAAGAGACGCCUGAAAAUUCGGAAGCAUCGGUGGGAACUUCGGAAAGCAGACAUGUCUCUGUGGGAAAGCCUCCCGACUCCCCCACGGAAAUUGUAAAUGAAUCUUCACCCAGUGUGAACGAACCUGUUGAAAACGUGCUCUCGUCAGAUGUCAACAAGGAUGAAGCGGAUGCAAAGUCUGAAGCUCUGGUGGACACUUCUGAGAGCAUUGGUGGCCUAAAUGUCGACCAGAUCCAUGACUCACAAAAAGAAGUUCCUGGUGAAUCUUCAUCUGUGAACGAUGAAUCUGUUCGUUCUUCUGAAAUCAUCACGGACGAGGCACUCGAGAAUUCUGAUGCAAUGGUUGGCACUUCGGAAAGCCUCGGUGAAUCUUCUGCACAAGCCUGUGACUCUCCAAAGGAUUCUCCUCCGCGCCUGAGCAAACCAGUUGAAAAUGCUCCUCUUUCAUCAGAAAUCGUCACGGAAGAUGCACAAGAAAAUAUUGCUAUUGUGGACACUUCUGAGAACAUCGGUGAAACGUCUGCGAAGCCCUCGAACUCGCAAGUGAAUAUUCCUGAUGAUUCCAGUUUGAGUGUUGGAGAACCCGUCGAAAAUGCUCGCCCUUCAGAAAUGAAUGAAGUUGAAACACUUGAAAAUCCUGAGGCUUUGGUGGACACGUCAGAGAACAUUGGCGAAUCAUCUGGGAAUGGGGCUGAUUUAUCAAACGAAAUCCCGAAUGAGUCUUCUUCUAAUGUAGAGGAAAGUGUCUGUUCGUCGCAAAUCAACAGGGAUGAAGCAUCUGAAAAUCGUGACGCUUUUGUCGACACGUCAGAAAACGUCAGUGAAACUUCCGAAAGGGCGUCGGAAUCGCUCGAAGAAAUCCCAGAUAAAUCUUCCAAUGUAGAGGAACCGGUUGAAGAUGUCCGCUCUUCAGUAGCCGAUAAAGAAGAUGCGCCUGAGAAUUCCGAAACUUCGGUGGGCUCUUCGAAAAGCAUGGGUGAAUCUUCUGAAACGACGUGCGACUCCCAAAAAGAAGGAAAAGAAGAGCCAGUUGAAGAUGCCCGCCCUUCAGAAAGCAACAAAGAAGCAGCUCCUGAAAAUCCUGACGCUCUAGUGGACACUUCAGGAAACGUUGGUGUAUCUUCAAAAGAGGCGUCCGACUCAUUGAAAGAAAUCCCGGACGAAACGUCUUCCUAUGUGGAAGAACCAGUUGCAAAUGUGAGGCCUUCAGAAAGCAAGAAAAGUCCGGCGCCUGCGAAUCCUGAUGCUUUGGUGGACACUUCAGAAAAUGCCGGUGACUCGUUAAAAGAAGUCCAGGAUGAAACUUCUUCCAAUGUAGGAGAAUCAGUUGAUGACGUCCGCUCUUCAGAAAGUGAUGAAGCAGACGUGGUGCCUGAAAAUGCCGAAGCGUUGGUAGGCACGUCUGGGAGCAUUGAAGAAUCUUCUGACGCGCAAAAGGAAAUGACGGAUAAUUGUUCAUCAAGCGUGAAUAAAUCAGGGGACGAUUUCCGCUCUUCCCAAAUCAACGCGGAGCCACAUGGAAAUUCUGAAGCUAUGGUGGAUACUUCGGAAAACGUUGGCGAAUCUUGUGAAACCGCAUCUGCCUCAGUCGAGAGAAUCCCGGAUGAAACAUCUUCCAGUGCUAAUGAACCAGUGGAGGAGAAUGUCUGCUCAUCACGUAUUGACAACAAAGUUGCAGAUGAAUCGCGGGAAAUUGUUCAGUCGUCUCACGCUGAUGAAAAUUCGGAAGUGGGGAAGGACGCCGAAGCAUCUCGGGAAAUCGUACAGUCGUCUCACACCAACGAAACUGAUGAAGACGCCGCAGAGAAGAAAGAUGCAGAAGAACCCUCACCGUCCGAAUGUCAGCAGUCGUUGGAAUCAGCAGCACAAUCCGAAGAUGAAGAAAGAAUCCCUUCCCCGGGUGCGUCCCGAUCGGAAAACUCGAAUAAUGCAGAUGCCAAAGUCGAGUCUUCGGAGGUUGAAGACUCUUCGUCGUGUCGGAAUGGUAGCCCGAGUGGAAGCAAAGUCGAGUCUUCAGAAGCUGUGGAAAGUGCUUCUGGGGAACCCGAAGUGAAUGUCGAGUCAUCCGAAGCCGACGAGUGUUCAUUGCCCGAAAAUGCAGCGUCUCCCGAGUCUCAAAAGCCCGAAGAGGUUACAGAACAACAAAAGCCUGCUGAACAAAAAGAAGAAAAGUCGUCGUCGUCGUCAUCAUCAUCUGCUGUCGACUCUUCGAGUAUUCAAAAGGAAGACGACGAAAUGCCGGAUAUUGUCGAGUCGACGGAAGCCCGCGAAGCCGAGCAAACCUCAGGACAAGAACGCGGCUCCGAUUCCGAAGUGGACGUGGAAUCAUCUGAUACUCAGCAGGGCUCGGAAACAGCUGCUCAAGGCCCAGCCAACGUGGCCGACUCCUCAGAAAUCUCUCAAACAUCGAAAUCUCGAGGCCCUGAGGACAAGGUUGAUUCCUCUGACGUCGAGCCUGCGGCAAAUGCGGAAUCUUGUCAGCCCAAGAGUGGCAUUGAAGCUGGCGCGGAUUCCUCGGAAGUCGCCGAGUCCGGGAAUAAUGCCGCGGAUUCGUCGGAAGUGCAGGAGGAAAGGGAGGAUUCUGAGAAUCAGCCUUCUGGGGCUGGUGCAGAUUCCUCUGACUGUGCUGAAGAACAACACCACCACCAUCAUCACGACUCUUCACCAGCACCCCAAGUGCAACAGUGUGUUGAAUCUACGGGGGCCGAAAAGUCCUCGUCUUCAGAAGGCCAGAAUGUCAAUGCUGACUCGUCUGAGGCGUCCAAGUCAUCUGAGGCCAGUCGGAAAGACGUGGACACUUCGGAGGCCUCGCAGGAGAAGCUGCAAAGCAGUGAAGUAUCUGAGUCUGCAGAACCAGUGCCCCCUGCGAAGAAUCCCGGUGAAUCGGAAGCUGUGGAAUCAACAACUGCGAAUGGUGAUAAUAAUAACACGACGUCGACGACGAAGAAGAUAAAUUCAUCCCUGUCUCGCAACGGAGAUGAAGGCGUUUCCUCUUCGAAAACGGACGCCGCGGGAAUAAAGUCGGAUGAACAGAACAAUGCUGUUGGCAGCUCUGAAGCAGUCGCUGCUGCUCACGUGUCUUGUGAUAAUUCUGCGUCUUCUUCGGGUCCGAGUGAAGAGUGGGAAACGAUGGAGUUCCGCGUGACUGGAGACGGUUCAGGAGUGGAUAAUGACGUUGGGAAUCCCGACGAAGAGACUGAGAAUGCGGCAACCGAAGACCUAGUGUCUUUGAAGUCGAAAGAGUGUGACGUUGGUGAAGAGAGCAUCGGAGUGGAGGUGAAGAACGGGGAUGACGAGGUUGUCGAAAGCAUUGGAGUUGAUGAAGGCGCCGGGAUCGGUGUGAAUGGUGUCAGAGUUUACAGAGGCCGAGGAAGAGGGCGUGGACGUCGUCGCGGUCGCGGACGAGGAGUGUUCCGGGGCGGUCGUGGCGGCGCAUCGGCGACGACGACGGCGAAACCAACCACCCCGGCGAGAGGGGCGACACCUCGUGGUCGAGGCGGACGACGCAGGUCUGUCUUGGGUUUACUCAGGGACUCUUUGACGCCGUCGAUUGACGAAAAGUCGGCAUCGACGCCGGUGGGAGAGGAUAAUCAGGCGACAUCAUCAUCAUCGACGACGAGGACCAGUCGACGGUUGCAAGUGAUUUACCAGCGUCAGGAGCAGGAACGGCGGGAGCAGGAGGCACAGCGGUUGCUCGAGAUGAAAACGGCGGCGCAAAUGAAGAAACUCAAGCAGGAGGAACGCGAGCAGAAGCGGGCACUGAACCAGUCGGGCCCUUACUCUGCGGCGUCAUCGUCGUCGUCGACGGCUGGCGGUUCGUCGUCGUCGUCGGAUGAUGACGUUGAAGACGGCGGCGGUGCGACGAAGCGGAGACGGUCGAAAGCCUUGCGGGUCGAAGCAGCAGACAGCAUUAGUAAGGCGAAGGAGGAGGCGAAGAAGAAGAAGAGGAAGAAGAAGCGGAGGCGGCGGAAGGGCAAGAAAGGCGGCGCUGUGCCCUGGGACUCGCAGUCGUCGACGACGUCGGCCUCGUCGUCAGUUGCAGAUGAAGAAGAUGAUGACGAGCGGCUCGUGUUCAAGUCGGACCACGAGUUCUCCUGCGAGAGUGACGGCGAGGAAGAAGGGGAAUCCAUCCUGAGUGCCAGGAAAAUCGCGAGAACGGUGAAGCAAGAAGAGGAGGCGCUGUGCAAAAAGUGUAGUCGCGGGGAUCAUCCCGAGUGGAUCCUUCUGUGCGAUGACUGCGACGACGGCUACCACGCUGCGUGUCUCCGUCCUGCUUUGAUGCUUAUCCCGGAGGGCAACUGGUUCUGUCCGCAAUGUGAACACAAGAAAUUGGUGGCGAACCUCGAGCAUAGUCUGGAGCAGCUCAGAAUCAGGCAAAAGGAUUACAUCGUGCAACUGGAAACCAAAAGGAAAGAAGAGGAAGAAGCGCUGUUGGCUCGGGCAGACGCAGUUAACGAGGAUAUGGUGGAAGGUGACGACGAAGCCGUUUAUGCCUACCGGGAAAAGAAGAAGAAAAGCAGAUUGUGGCGGGAAAGAGAAGAUUCCGACUUUUCCGAGGAUGACGGCUUAGAUCGUAGAAGACGGCGAAGGAUGAGCGAAGAUGAUGAUGAAGAGGAGGAUGACGACGACGACGUGGAGGAUGAAGAUGCGCCUGUUUAUGCGUUCAGGGCGAGAGCGUCUGCUGCCAAAGUGUCUUAUCUUUACGACGAUUUCGACGAAACCAUCAACUCCGCCAUCCAAGACGAUUUGGAUGCGAAACGAGCCGCUCCGAAAAGUGCGGGCGGGAAGAACAUGGACAAUAUUUUGAAGGCGCAGCAGGACGAAGACGAGGAAGAUUUGGUCAAGAAGCAGAACAAGGAGGCCAAGCUGCGGAAGGAGACGGACGAGGAAGAGGAAGACGAGGACGAAACCGCGGACGAGCCAGAACGCAAAGGCCGCCGCGGAAGCAGAGUGAAGGGAGACGGGGAAGACGGCGGCGAGGAUGAAGACGAGGAGGAAAUGCUGGGCGUCGAAGGUGACGACGAGGCCAGAGCCGCCGUGGUGAGGAGGAGGAAGAAGCGGAAGCUGACGAGUCUGGACGAGAGCGAUUCUCCCGACGACGAGGACGAGGAUGACGAAGAUUUCCACGGCUCCUCUGACAAUGAAGAAGAAUACGCCGAGGAAGACGACGAAGAGGAGGAAGAAGAUGAUUCAGAUGCGGAAUACGGCGGCGGCCGGAACCGAUCUGCUGGUCGACGUCGAUCGGGGCGAUCCGCCACUUCCUCUGCCCGCAAGCGUCAGUACAACGAAGACGGGGAUGACGAUGACGACGACGACUAUGAGGACGAUUUCUCCAGGCGCGGCUCGGCGGCUAAGCGACGCAAGCCGGCGCAGAAACGACCCGUCCCUGCCAAGAGUCGGAGACGGGCCCACGUUUGGUCGGACGAAGACGAAGAGAGCGACGCGUCGUGGGGCCGGAAGAAGUCGAGAAAAUCGACGACUCCGGUAGUUAAGAAGAAGAAAAAUAUUCCCGUCAAGAAAACGGGCUCGAAAAAAGCGGCCAUGAGGAAAGAAUUGCAGCAAUUGGAUGACGGCGAAGGAUCCCGUGGAAGACGAACUCGGGGCAGGAAGAUCAACUACAGGGUGUUGCUUGGCUCUGACGAAAGCGAUCCUGAGGAGCGUAAAGGGAAUCAGAUGCCCGACAGCGACGAAGAAAUCUUCCAGCCAGAGAAGGAAGACGAUGAGGAUGAAGACGAGGAAGAAGAAGGGGGAGGAGAAGCCGAGGGUCAAGGUGAGGAAGAGGACGAAGAUGAAGAGGAGGAGGAGGAAGAAGAAGAAGCUGCAUCUUCCCGCUUGGCCAAGAUGCGCAAAAGUGCGCCGAAGCUGCCGGCCAACAAGCACGAGGAGAUUCGACAACGACUCGCUGCUCAGUUCUCGAAAGGGAGUUCCUCCACCUCCUCCACGCCGUUGAAAGGAGGGACGCCGUCCACGGGUGCGGCGACGGCAGUGGCGUCGUCUUCUUUGCCGAGUGCCAUCCGCAGCCGGGGCCCAGACGUGGCGGGUUCUGCUGAUGGUCAUCAGUCGCCUCAGCACCCGCAGCAGGGCCAUCAUCACCAGCAGCAGGCGCCGCCGCCGCCGCCUGGAAUUCCCAGAACUGCACACGAAGGCAGUCCCGCACCGCCUCAACAGAUGGCGCCCGGGGUCAGGCCCGUUUUGGCUCAGCACUUGGUGAGUGACAUCUGGUUUUACGUGAUGUACCCUUUCGGAGGGGGUCAAUUCAUUGUGCACAGCCCCAUGCCCCAUGCCAUGGGGCCAGGCAGUGGGCCAGUGGCCGCCCCGCCGGGUUACCCUCCACAGCAGCAGCAGCAGCAACAACAGCCACCUCCACCGCCGGCAUUGCAACAGCGGAGAGACAGUGGUGACUGGGGUGUUGCGAGUGUGGCUGGAAUGCCCAGGGUUGGGUAUUCGAGCCCAACCCACCAGCAGCAGCAGAUGCCCCCUAGUGGACCCAGACCGAUGUAUCCUGCGAGUGGACUGCAUCCAAGGCCCCCUGGGAUGCCUCCUCAGCCACCUCCCGGGCACCAUGCGGGGGGCUAUCCCGUCAGGCCAAUGAUGAGACCCUCUGGGCCUGGAAAUGCGAUGAUGGUGCCGCCGCCGGACAUGCAUCCUCAGCAGCAGCAACACGCACAAGCUGGCCCGCCGCCACCCGCCCAAUUGAGGAUGCACCACCCGGGUUUGCCGCCCCAUGUCCGGUCACCUGUCUACGACAAUUACCCGCGUGCCUACGCCGACCCUCGGCCGGGUUACGCCGAAACCCUUGAAUCUGGCCCACCGGCUGCAGUUGCUGCAUCCCCCGCCGCUGGCGUCUCUGGGCCGCCGCCUCCUCCUCCUCCGCCGCCGCCUGCAGGUGGGCCACCCGAGUAUGCAGAGUUGAGUUCGGUUUCCGUUUCUGGGCGGGGAGGAGAAGCGGCGACGGUUCAACAACAUCAACAUCAUCAUCACCCGGAGAGUCAAGGGGAAAGCACGGGCGAGUUCGGAGGAUUGCCAGAUGCCAUAAGGAGUGUGGCAGCUGUGUGGAGGCAAAGUGUAGAGGAAGUGAAGGUGGCCAAUGACCCGAGCCAGGCUGUCACCACUGCCAUGAGGAACAAUGCUUCUGGCAAUAAGGCUGCCAAGGAGCUUCUCCCAUGUCUCUUGAAAUGA